Hemicordylus capensis (graceful crag lizard) is the source of this 4655-nucleotide messenger RNA. RefSeq names its product caspase recruitment domain family member 9 (gene CARD9). The record is from RefSeq and is a predicted model, not a curated record. The transcript has 14 exons. Lineage: Eukaryota; Metazoa; Chordata; Lepidosauria; Squamata; Cordylidae. Gene Ontology annotation, biological process: positive regulation of canonical NF-kappaB signal transduction; regulation of apoptotic process. The coding region runs from base 1996 to 3855 and encodes 619 amino acids.
CCUGCCGCCGUGGGGUCUGUGGGGCCCCGUCUGUGUUGUGGCUCUGUGCGCCUUUGGCCGUGCUGUGCUCUGGGUACGCUUGAGCAGAUGGGUUUGGGCUGGAGCAGACGGCGGGUCUUUUGUUCCCCACUGGAGUCUGGCUUCCCUCUUUUGUAUUAAAUCUCUGUUUUCUGUUUUGCAUAAGGCUGCCUCUUGAGUUGUGUCUGGUUGCGUUUUAGGAGGGCCCUCGGGAUUCCAGCUGGCAGGGCUCGGGCUGCAACCUGCUGCUUAGCAUUUUUGCCGGCUCAGGAGCCAGGUGGAGGGGGGGGUGUCACUAUUUCAUGGGAGGGGGCUCUGCCCAAAGAGCUCCGAGGCCUUCUGCAGUUGCCUUAAAACUCUGCGUCCGAAAUGCAGUCCUGGUGGCGCUUCCGCCGAAUUUUUUCAUCUGAAAGGUGUGGAUUUGUCUUUUCUGGUUAAAAGUGCUGGGACUGGCCAUUUCGGACUAGCUGAAGGAGAGUAGGGCAGGCACAGACUGCAAUGGGGUGGGAUUUACUCCCCCCGCCCAUGUCUCCCCCCCACACACACACACACUGGAAGCCAGAGGGCCAGCAGCCACCGGAGAGAGGUGCCACUUGGGGGCUCAGCACCGAGAGCGAACCUGACUUCACAGUUGCCAAUCUCCAGCCGAGGAUUUUAGCCGAGCUCUUCAACACCCCCUUCUGCCCAUAGAAGAGGUCCGAGGCAAGGAAUGGCUGCUCCUCUUUGACCAGCGAGAGAGGAGUCCGUUGGCCCAGGGGAAGAAGCUGUGGGGCAGAGAGAGUGUGAGCCUUGGAGUCUGAAGGACCCGCAGGGCUGUGCGAGGCCAACUCCAAGCGGGACGUCUUGCCUGGGCGAGGCCGUGCGCGGAGGGUUGUGGUCUGUGUGGCCCAGACACCUCCUGGGCCUGCACCCUUGCUUGGAAGGGCAUCUCCCUGGCGCUGGAGGGACCUUCUCCCCCGUGACCUUGGAGGUUAAGGGCCCUUCUUUCUCCAGGCUUGCCCAGAUCCUGCCUUGGAGCUGGGCCAGUGUGGGGGAGGUUAGUAUUUGGGUUAACUUUUGGAAUUUGGUUUUGGAACGUUGGCCCCUUUUGGCACCCAGAAUUUUGUAUGGCCUUUAUAGUUGUGCUUGUGUAUUAUUUUCUCCCUGGAUUUUUUAAUUCUCUUUUUGUAAGCUGCUUUGGGAUAUGUGGAAAAGGGCAGGACCCGCAUGGACGCAGCAUCCUUCACCAGUGGGCGGGCAGGGCUCUGCAUCUGGGUCCCGCCCUGGCUGGCCGGCUGGCUUGCCACAGACCCCACACGGUCUCUCUGGGGACACCCCUGCGUGCGUGGGGGCUUCCUCUUUACGUCACCCCUUCAGAGGUGGGUGAGUGCAGCCCAAUGUGCAGCCCAAGAUGUGCAGCCCAAGAUGUGCAGCCCAAGAUGUGCAGCCCAAGAUGUGCUCGAGCAUCUAAGAUCAGCAACCCCGGAAGGAGGAUUUGACCUGGAAGAGGGAACCUCGGACUCCACGGAGGCAAGGGCGGACUGGCCGAGGCCAGGUGGCGAGUCCGUCCCAAGCGACGCCUCUGAGGGAGCCCAGCUGGCCAAGGCUGCCGGAUGCCGCCUGCACCCACCAAUCCGCUCCAUGGGGCGAGAUCCGCAAGAACGAGGCUGGGCCACUUAGACCCCUGGUUUGCAGGGCUGUGUGAGGAUGGCGCGAUGUCUCGGAAGGGCUGCCCAGUAUCCAUGGAGAAUCAGCCUAAAGGCGGUGUGCUGUGGCCACUAAAUGGAGCCUCCAUGGUCAGAGGCACUCCACCCCUGACUAUGGGGUGUGAGGCGCCAAAGAGAGGGCAGGGUUGUGCCCGUGCCCUGGGGGGGAGCUUCCAGAGAGACCCAGACAACCAUUGCUGGAACCAGAACGCUUGACCAGACAGACUCUUGCCUGACUUGGCACAGCAGCCGUUCCAUUCCCGGUAGAAGGGAGAGGUCUUUGAUUUGACACAUGGGGAACAAGGUGAGGAGUCUGUGGCUUGGCCAGUUCCGCUUUCCCAGCUCAGAGCCGUCCUGCCUGUCUCUUCCCUUCGGACAUCGCGGAGGGGGCUGCGGAGGAGAGCAGCUGCAGCACCUGGCCUCCGUGGAGCACCUGCUCAGCGGCUGGCGGCCUCCUCCUGCACUUGUGGGCAGAAGCACGAGAGGCCGGGCACUUGCCUCUGCCAUGUCUGACCCGGAAGACGAGGACGAGACGUGUUGGAAUAACCUGGAGAGCUUCCGCGUGAAGCUGAUUUCGGUGAUCGACCCGUCCCGGCUCACGCCUUACCUCCGGCAGUGCAAAGUCCUCAGCCAUGACGACGAAGAGCAAAUCCUCAACGACCCCAGCCUGGUGGUCAGGAAACGGAAAGCAGGGGUCCUCCUGGAUAUUCUGCAAAGGACAGGUCAGAAGGGUUUUGUGGCCUUCUUGGAGAGCCUGGAGCUGUACUACCCUCACCUCUACAAGAAAGUGACGGGCAAUGAUCCCACCCGAGUCUUCUCUGCAAUUAUAGACGCAGCCGGGGAGUCCAGCCUGACGGAGCUGCUGAUGAACGAGAUCACGAAGCUGCAAGGCGCCAUCCGGGGGGAGCGGCACAAGCUGCAGGAGCUGAGCCUGCUGCUGCAGGCCAAGGAGGACCUCCUCAAGGAGCUGCGGGUGCGGGACAACGUGCUGCGCAAGCACCAGGAGCGGGCCCACAAGAUGAAGGAGGAGCGGGACCGGCUGGGCCAGGAGCUCAGGCGCUGCAAGGAGGAGAACUACCAGCUGGCCCUGAGCUACGCCAAGCAGAGCGAGGAGAAGAACGCGGCCCUGAUGCGGAACCGGGACCUGCAGCUGGAGAUCGACUGCCUGAGGCACAGCUUGCUGAAGGCCAAGGACGACUGCAAGCUGGAGCGGAAGCACACGCUGAAGCUGAGGCACGCCAUGGAGCAGCGGCCCAGCCACGAGGCGGUCUGGGAGAUGCAGCGCCAGAAGGACCUGCUGCUGGCCAAGAAUAAGGAGCUGGAGAGCACCCUGCAGGUCACCAAGGAAGGCAGCUCCGAGAAGGACGGCAGCAGCGUCUCCCUGCAGGCCUUCGAGGCGGAGCGGACGCGGAUGUCGGGGGAACACCAGGAGAUGGUGAACGCCGUCCAUGACAUCCGCCAGGUGCUCCGGAAGACGGAGGAGUCGCGGAACAAGCAGCUGGUGGAGGAGAAGGAGAUGUUAGAGUUGCAGUGCACGUCGCUGCAGAACGACGCCCAGAUCUACCAGGACCGGAUCGAGGCCAUCCUGAAGCAGAUGGAAGAAGUGGCUGCCGAAAGGGACCAGGCCCUUCUGACUCAAGAAGCCUUCCACAAGCAGUUCUCCCAGAGCCUGGUGGACAAAGACGCCUACCGGAAGCAGAUCCGGGAACUCGGGGAGAGGUGCGACGAGCUGCAGCUGCAGCUGUUCCAGAAAGAGGGGCAGCUGCUCAGCGCGGAAGCCAAGCUGAAGAGGCUGCGCCUGGAUCCGGCCACGGCGACUUCCGAUCUCGAGGAAACUUCGUCGCGAAGCUCCCAAGAACUCACUCCCCACGGAAAUGCUGACGAGGACCUGAAUGCUGCGGACAAACAAGACGGCCCCAACAUGCAGGAUCGGCUGCUCAGCCCUCUGGGAAACCUUCGCCUUCCCAAGUCACCAGUGGACGGCGGCCCGCUGGACAGGGAGCUGGUGGAGAAGGAGCGCCGACGCAUGAAGGACGGUUUUGAGCACUGCCGGAGAAAGAGGGCCCUGAGAAGAGUGCAGAAGGGCAGGUACCACAAGGCGGACUGGGAGAACACCACCGGCAGCGACAACUCCGACACGGAAGGCUCCUGAUGGCAUCCCCUGCGUCGGAAAGGAAAUGGCGCCCUUUGGAGAAGGUUCUCUUGGGGGCGUGCACACACACGCACACACACACACACAGGGGGCUUGGUCUCUUCAUUCCUUGGGGCCAUGCAGGAGACUGGAGAGUCCCUCCAUCUGGACCAGGUAGCAUUUCCAGUGCCAGGUGCCAGCUUGUGAAAUUGCUCAGGCUGGAUGGGAAAUGUGGUGGGAGGGCUUCUGUUGCCCGACUGCCCCCCAUCUGCAGUCCGUGCUAGCUCUGUCUUUUGGAUGGAGCCGCAGCUGGAAUGCGGAACUUAGGAUCUGGCUUUGGAAUCUUCUGUGGACCUGUUAUUAAUUGUAACCUCUCUUCGGAGUAUUCCAUGCCCAUCAGGAGCUGGGAGCAAGCAGAGUCCUUGCAACGCCCUGACAGUUGGUCAGGAUGUAAACUUGCUGUUAGGAGAUGGAGCCAAGAACGCGAUAAGUAAUUAGGGACAGACAGAACUCGAGGACGGCAGGGAAGGUGAGCUGUUGCUCGAGGUGGCUGGGAAUCGAACACUGAUGAGCUGUGUGGGGUUUUGUAAUUAUCAUUCAAAUAAUGGUUAGAAGGGCUGGAAUGUUUAAAAUCUGUUAAGUUGGUUGGAUCAUUCCAGGCAUAAAUGCACCCACACUCAGAUGAACUGUGCAUUUGUUUUGAUAAUUAGAAACUGAAAUCAUGAAGGUUUUAUUUAAAAUAGAUCCAGUAUUAUUGCACUUUCUUCUAAUUUUGUUCCAGGUCUAUUGACCUUAAUCAAAUAAAAAUAAUGUAAAAUAAA